Messenger RNA from Aspergillus steynii IBT 23096, 858 nucleotides. Its product is annotated as class I SAM-dependent methyltransferase. The record is from RefSeq and is a predicted model, not a curated record. NCBI's taxonomy places the organism in Eukaryota, Fungi, Ascomycota, Eurotiomycetes, Eurotiales, Aspergillaceae. Bases 1 to 858 code for a protein of 285 amino acids. The transcript is spliced from 2 exons.
AUGCUAUCUCCACCAAGCAAGCCGGAACCAGAUGAUUUCACCAACAGCACUACCCAAGGCUCAAAAGACGUUAUUUGGUACCAGGAUGCCUUGGAGAAAGUACCCGAUAUCGCCCAACAAAUCUUAGUAAACUACGCUGGGAUACCGGAGCCCGAAGUCCUGGACCAUAUAUAUCGAGUGAGAGAGAAAGCAUGGAACAUACUACCGUACCCCUGCAUCGGCAACUUCAAAUUCCUCUCCUUCCCCAACCCCCUCUCCCCCGUAUACCCCGAAGCGCUGGCCCGGAUUCGCACGGGCCACCGAUUCCUCGACCUAGGCUGUUGCGUCGGGCAAGGCAUCCGCAAACUCGUAUACGACGGCGCGCCAGCGGAGAACCUAAUCGGAGUCGACUGCGAAGGGCGAUUCGUGGACCUCGGGUAUGAACUAUUCAACGACCGAGGGUCUCUGCGCACGGAAUUCUAUGUCCAAGAUGUCUUUGACGAGAACUUCCUCUCCCAUCUCCGUGGCCAGGUUGAUAUUAUCUACCUGGGGCUAUUCCUUCACUUGUUCUCGUUUGAUCGGCAGAAGGUGAUCAUGGCGCAGGUGAUGAAGCUCCUGCGGAAGCGCAAGGGGUCGUUGGUGUAUGGUCGGCAUGUUGGAGGGAGUGAGGGAGGGGUGCUGCGGAAUGAGGCCUUUGGGUGGGACUUGUAUUAUCAUAGUCCUGAGACGAUUAGGGAGUUGUUUGAGGUAGGCGGGGAUGGGGAGUGGGAUGUUCAGGUGCAGUUGUAUGCGUGUGAACUCAGGGGUUGGGAGAAGGAUGUGCAGGGGGAUGGUGGAGGGCAAGAUGAGCAGAUGGCUUUUGUGGCUCGGAGAUUGUGA